AUGUGCUCUUACAACAAAAUCACCUUCUUCUGCAAACACUUUGAGUACCGAGUUGCGAAGCAUUGCCAUUUUGCACGAAAUGACCCCGGCCACCAAUGCUUUGGCGCAUGGAGCGUCAAACGUGAAUGGGAUGAGCCUCAAGAACUUUGCAAAGACUGCGUAAGGCAG
Messenger RNA from Bipolaris maydis ATCC 48331, 168 nucleotides. The record is from RefSeq and is a predicted model, not a curated record. Lineage: Eukaryota; Fungi; Ascomycota; Dothideomycetes; Pleosporales; Pleosporaceae.